Messenger RNA from Pseudonaja textilis, 2432 nucleotides. RefSeq lists its product as uncharacterized. Gene Ontology annotation, molecular function: RNA polymerase II cis-regulatory region sequence-specific DNA binding; DNA-binding transcription factor activity, RNA polymerase II-specific. Lineage: Eukaryota; Metazoa; Chordata; Lepidosauria; Squamata; Elapidae. Gene Ontology annotation, biological process: regulation of transcription by RNA polymerase II. The record is from RefSeq and is a predicted model, not a curated record. Gene Ontology annotation, cellular component: nucleus.
GUUAGUUCUGAGUUCCCCAGGCAGCUUCCACACUUGAAGAACCUGGCAGCUGGGUUUCUUGAAUGCUUCCUAACAGUGUUUUUCAACCUUGGGAAAUUUAAGCUAUGUGGAUUCCUCCCAGAAAUCACUACCCAUCAUGCUUGUCCAUGGUGCCCAUAUUCUCAUCUCAAAGGAUACAUUCUGCUGACCCUUGACAGGUUAGCUUUUUAUAUGCAAGGAUUUCUUUGCUUUUGGACAGAGGACCGAUCUGCCUGGGCACUCAGAAAAUAUUGAAUAUAGGGACUCUUGCUGGAACAGGGAAGGUUGAAUUAGAAGACCUCCAAAAUCCCUUCCAACUCCGCUGAUGAAAUGAUGAUCAAAAGCUAACUGUUGGAUUGUUUCAUUUCUCCCAUCUUCUCUGUCCCGUAGGAAAAACAUCCACCUUUUUGGGGGGUGAAAAAGAAAAUCCCAAUUACUUCUCUGACCAACGAGCCAGUUUGGGGGAAAAGAAAAAAGUUUCCUGGGACAAAUCCACAGAUUGACCUGUGUUUGCAAGCUUUCCCUUUCUGCAUUUAGGAGAAGAGAAAGAAGGGAGAAGGUGAUGACAGCACUGAACGCCUUGAGUGAGGUCCAGGCAAAACACGUGUGGGGAUUUUCCCCCAAGAAACUGGGAAGGGAGAUGCUACAGAUGGACGCAGAGUUACCCCAACGUUGGCAAGACUUGAUCUCAACAACCACAGGCUCUCGGCACCCCAGCUGGGGGGGCAGCCAGAGCCCCGAGGAGCCCACCCCGUGGGACGACCCCAAGGGUUUCCUGGCCUCCUUUGAACAAGUAGCUGAGGCCUGCCGGUGGCCCCGGAAAGAAUGGGCCGCCCGGCUUCUGCCUGCUCUCCGCGGAGAAGCCGAACAAGCUUUCGGUAACCUGGUGGCUCGAGACCGGCAGGAUUAUGGGAAGGUGAAAGCCGCCAUCUUGCACCGGGACGCCCUGAGCCGGGAGAAACGAAGGCAGCACUUCCGCCGUUUCCACUACCAGGAGGCUGAGGGUCCGCGCGGGGUUUACAACCGGCUCCAGGCGCUGUGCCGUCAGUGGCUGAAGGUGGAGAGGCACUCCAAAGAGCAGAUCCUGGAGCUGCUGAUCCUGGAGCAGUUCCUGACCGUCCUGCCUCCGGAGAUCCAGAGCUGGGUGCGGGAGAGAGGCCCUGCGUGCUGCGCCCAUGCGGUGGCCCUGGCCGAGGAUUUCCUCUGGAUGCAACAAGAGUCUUUGAGAUGGGAACAACAGGAUUCCGCAGCGGCUGUUCCCUCAGCCAAGGCAGAGCUGGACUCCCCUGACAGCGGAGGGAUUCUCCCAAGGCCGUUCGUGGAGGAAGAGGAGAAAGCUGGAAAUUCGCGUGCAGGUGACGUCCGGCAGAUUGAGAAUGGCAGGGGACUUUUGAAAGUUGCCCCCGACCGAGCUGAGCUGCCAAAGCUGGAAGAGAUUCGCCCGCUGAGGAAGACAAGGAGAAAUUACCUCACGGAGAAGUGUAAGAAAAACAUGGCUUCCCAAGCGGCGGGAUUCCAUAACUCGUCCCUCCCCGAAGAGAAGCCGAACGAAAAGAGAAAAUACAAGUGCAACGUUUGCGGGAAGUUCUUCAGCUAUAAGUCGAGUCUGAAGAUCCACCUGAGAAUCCACACCGGGGAGAAACCCUACAAGUGCUUGGAGUGUGGGAAGAGCUUCAUCCGUAGCGACCUCCUGGCCUGCCAUCAAAGGAUCCACACGGGGGAGAAGCCCUACAGCUGCUCCUUUUGCGGCAAGAGCUUCUGCGACUUGUCCACGCUGAUCAAGCACCGGAGGAUCCACACGGGCGAGAAGCCGUACAUCUGCACGGAGUGCGGCAAGAGCUUCAGCCAGAAGGCGAUCCUCAACUCCCACCAGAGGAUUCACACGGGCGAGAAACCCCACAAAUGCGGCGAGUGUGGGGACAGCUUCAGCCGGAGCACUUACCUGGCUUCCCAUCAGAGAGUCCACCUGGGGGAACGGAUGACUCAACGUGCAGAUUGUACCCUCCCGGAUCAGCCCAAACUGAUUCACUCCCCCAUCGUCCUGGUGGAGGAGAAGGCCCAUCAAUGCCCCGAAUACGGUCAGAAGUUGAAGCAGCGUUCGCCGUGCUUGGCCCACCAAAGGAUGUACGCCUUGGGAAAAACUAUCAGCGUUUUCGAAUGCGGAGACAAGAUUCAGUUGGAAGCCGUGGCUUGCAAGACUUCGGAGAAGCUGAGCGAUUAGCCAAACGGCUGCUCGCUGUUGGCGAGGGGAUUUUUAUUUUUUUUUCUCCCGGCGACUGGAGAAAUUUCCAAUCCAGCUGGCGUUAAAGCAAUAUGGGGAACUACCGCAGUUGCGUGGGGGGUGGGGCAAAAGAUUUGAACACUUUGUCCCCUUUCUUUGUCCCUUGCACUAAGGAGUGACAAGGUGCUACUUU